Molecule: messenger RNA, 1080 nt
Organism: Onychostoma macrolepis
Lineage: Eukaryota; Metazoa; Chordata; Actinopteri; Cypriniformes; Cyprinidae
Gene: med9
Product: mediator complex subunit 9
Exons: 2
Coding region: 64-360 (98 amino acids)
Biological process (GO): regulation of transcription by RNA polymerase II
Cellular component (GO): mediator complex
Molecular function (GO): transcription coregulator activity
Source: RefSeq, a predicted model, not a curated record
CGUGACGUUGUUUACGCAGAGACGUUGACGCGCGUUGAUGACGUAUAAGCCCUGCGUGAAAACAUGGCGUCUGCUGUAGCGGUUGUUGAGGAGGCUGAAGAUUAUUCCUUUUUGCCUAUCAUUCACGACGUAAUAAAAUGCAUGGACAAAGACAGCCCCGACGUCCACCAGGAGCUGAACAAACUGAAGACGAAGAUCCAGGAGGCUCGGGAGCAGAUCGCGGCGAUGCCGGGGAUCGACAUGAGUCCCGCGCUGCAGGAGAGCAGACUGCGCACGCUCAGAGAACAGGUCCAGACCAAGAACCAGCUUCUGCAGAAAUACAAGAGCCUGUGCAUGUUUGACAUCCCCAAACCCUCCUGAGACUGAAACCAUUCAAAAAACAAACACGAACCACUGUUUACACGAUUGCCUGUCCAUGCUGGUGUUUAACUAACUGACCCACCGCUAGAGGCGACACCGAUUCACUGAUGCGACUCUUAUAUUUGUAAUAUUGCUCUAUUUUUUUAUUAUUUGUAUGAAAAAUUUUGUCUUUACUUUGGGAAUAGCAUAUGAAAGAUUGCGUGCUUGUAAUCAGUGACUGGAUUCUGUAUACUUCACCUUUGUCAUAGUUGUGCGUUAAAUUAAAUCACUUCUUUAAUAGAGGUUUUUACUUGCAUUUCAAUGUAAAAUCAUAUUUAAUGUGUGACCUGAAACUAUAUUUUGGGUCUUACUGAAGCCAUAAUAAAUGAGUGAAAUGGCAUUUUGAAGCACCCUAGAAGGUAUUUUCAGGUUAUUCUGUAGUUUUAAAGGCUAUAUCUGGAAUAUUUAUACUUUUAGGUGCAGAUUUUAAUGUGCUCAUUCAAGUGUGUGCACAACAGUAGACAAUAGUUUGAGCAUCUAAGAAGACAUUUUCAGAUUACUGUGGUUUUCAAGCAUAUACGGUCAUGGCCAAAAAUAUCGGCACCUUUAGUAAAUAUGAUCAAAGGGCGGCUGUGAAAUUUAAUCUGCGUUGUUAAUCCUUUUGAUAUUUUAUUUUAAAAAUCUAACCUUUCAUUGGAUAAUAAGAAUUUAAAAUGGGGGGAAAUAUCAUUAUGAAAUAAA